Messenger RNA from Spodoptera frugiperda (fall armyworm), 2728 nucleotides. RefSeq lists its product as uncharacterized. The coding region runs from base 72 to 1751 and encodes 559 amino acids. The transcript is spliced from 4 exons. NCBI's taxonomy places the organism in Eukaryota, Metazoa, Arthropoda, Insecta, Lepidoptera, Noctuidae. The record is from RefSeq and is a predicted model, not a curated record.
UUAAUAUUCCAAUAUUUACCACACUUACAAGACAGUUGAAUGUAUCAGUUGUGUGUAAGUGUCGGAACAAAAUGGAAUACAGUAAAAUAAUAUUUAUAUCGCUGUUAGCGAUCUCGGCAACGAAAUGUGAUAAUUGCGUUACUAAUGAUUUCGGUUUAAAUUUUUAUAAUAGUUUUACAAAUGAUAACCCUGUGUGUGCUGGUAUGGCUACGUGGAGCUUGGGAAAUUAUAGUGUUGCUGGUAUAAAUAGCCCCAAUGCAGAAACAGAUUCGUUUAUAACACCUGAUGAGAAUCUGAGUUGUAUAUCAUCAUAUGAUUUCGAAAUGACGGCGGGUGGCAUACUUGAGAUCUACGUUUAUAUGGACUCAAAGUCACAACGGGAUCAGAUUGUUGCGCUUGCUAACGAGGUGUCGAACACUGGGAAGACUAUCGUCACAGGUAGUGAGAUACUGACUCCUCUUAACCCUGCUUACUUUAAUGGAUGGCAUGUUUUGAGAUUACGCUUGUCCAGCAACGGAGUUUUUAGCGGAUACGUGUCAUUUCUCGGAGUAGCAUCAAAAGAGUCUACGGUUAUCAUAGAUUCAUACCGAUACGUCCCACCGCAGUAUGACAACGAUUGUAACGUUUACGAUGGAGAAUUUGUUACCAGUAGUCCUCCUGUCAGACCUGAACCUCCAGAAAGUUGUAUAGCUUACAAUUUUGAAACAAAUUUUGACACACUAUUCAACAGUGAGAUUGGAGUAUGCAGUGGCUUUUCAAAAUGGGACUUAAACUACUAUAUUACUUUGCCCGUGGACCAUCCAAGCGAAGAAAGCUUUCAAUUUAUAGCACCACAGUUUUCUAUAAGCUGCGUUUCCUCAUUUUCAUUUAAUGCCGAAGCUGGUGGUGUUGUGGAAGUUAACGUAUUCAUGGAAUCGCAAUCGGACACCGACCAAGUUGCGGUACUUGUUAAUAAAGUAGCUGAUGAUGAUACUAACGUUGUGAUCGGUAGUACAGUGCUGACGCCUUUGAAUGAGAAUUACGCUGAUGGAUGGCAUGUUUUACGUGUCCCUCUAUCAGGCAGUGGACAAUUUAAUGUCUUUGUAUCAUUCCUUGGUCUGAGAUCUCCAAAAUCCUUUGUUCUAAUUGAUUCAUUCAGAUACAUUUCACCAACAUUCAAUAAAGACGAAUGUCAAAUAUACGAAGAUGAAGUAUUAGAAACAACAACACCAGUUCCCAUCACAACAGUAGCUCCAGUGGGUACAGGCGAAGAAUGUGUCACAUACAAUUUUGAACAAGAUUUUGAUAAUUUGUUUGACACUAACAAUAACUUCUGCAGCGGAUAUUCUACGUGGCAUCUAGGAGAUUAUCAUUCUCUGUCUAUUGAUAGCAUUGAUCCCAACAGUAAUACUUUCAUUGCGCCAAAUGAUACAUCAAGUUGCAUCUCUUCAUUCGUCUUCAGGAUGUUGCCAGGAGGUGUUGUGAGAGUCAACACAUUCAUGAAGUCAGUAUCAAAAUUAGAUUAUGUAAUCGUUUUGGCAAAGAAGAGAGUACCUUCUGGUGAAGACACUGUUACAGGAUUCACUUUAUACUACGCUUCUAACACUCAUUUCGUUGAAGGGUGGAAUGUAUUACAAGUGACUGUAAACGAUUUUACGACAUUUGAUGGCUAUAUAACUCUGCUCGGGUCAACUACAGAAGAUUCGAUAGUUUUGAUUGACUCGUUCAGCUACACUCCACCUAACUCCGAGGACACCUGUGAAAUUUACUGAAGACAAAGUUUCGGCUAAACUAUUAUCUGCCGUCAUAUUGUUGAAAGUAAGGUGGUCUCCACUCUAGAAUACCAAUCUAAGAUUUGAGUUACGAGUAUUACCACAAAUUGGAAAUUAAAUUAAUUACUAGAGAUUGAAAGUAAUAAAUUGGUAUCUAAAAUAAUGUCUUAAAAUAUCUCUCUGUAAGCUAGCCCUAUUGGUGAUCAUGACUGAGCUGGACUCUUUUUAGGUAAUAUAACUGCAUAUGGCGAUGACAACUGAAAAAAUAUCUUAGUUAUGUAUUAAAUGUUUGUACAAAAAUUCUAUAAUAAAAUAUUUAAGCAAUAACGAUUUUACUUUCAACAAAAUGGCGAGAGAUUGGAAGAAGUUAACAAAAUAUAUUUAAUUUGAAAUUAUUUAGCUAACUCGGCAAAUGUCGCCAAGAGAGUCAAUAAAUUUUAUGUCAGCUUAUUACAAAUGUAUGAAACUAGUUUUGUUUCUAACUUUUCCGAGGUGUUUGUUCUUUCUUGAGAUCUCAUUACUCUGAAUUUUUAUUAUUGACAAAAUGCGCCACUUCUUUAGAUCUUUUUGUAAAAAUAAUAUUUCUCCAAUAUCUUUUAAGCUGAUUCCAAGAAACCAUAUAUAAGUACCAUAACAAAACCAAUAUCAUUCAAUAAACAUCAAAAUAAAUAAAUAAAAAUACAUUACUUUACAUUUACAAAAUUUGUUUGCUGCUAUUUCCUUUAGAUUCCUCUAUUCUGCCCCCUAAUCAUCUAGUUUAUUUAUAGCAGUCAAUGUCAUGAAACUGUAAUUAGAUAUUUCGAUUUUUAUCUGUACUGCAAUUAAAUACAUUUAAAAAAUCUUUUACAAGUUGAUAAAUAAGGGUAAUUUGAAAUACUGACAUCUAUACCACACAUUUUUAUGUACCGUAAAUUCAGGUACUUCAUCGAAUAUUUUGUUUAAUGUAGCUGUAUCGAAUUAAAAUUUACCAUCUUUAA